Pecten maximus is the source of this 551-nucleotide messenger RNA. RefSeq names its product valacyclovir hydrolase-like. NCBI's taxonomy places the organism in Eukaryota, Metazoa, Mollusca, Bivalvia, Pectinida, Pectinidae. Bases 1 to 516 code for a protein of 171 amino acids. The transcript is spliced from 5 exons. The record is from RefSeq and is a predicted model, not a curated record.
AUGACUAUACCCAAUAUACUAGGUCUCCGGAAGAUCUCCUUGCUGGGCUGGAGUGAUGGAGGAAACACAGCGAUGAUAUUGGCAGGCAAAGAACCGUCCCUAGUCAGUAAAAUGGUGGUGUGGGGAGGGAACUCUUAUGUCACAAAACAGGACAUUGAUGCUUUCGAAAAUAUACGGGACAUUUCAUCAUGGAGUGAUCGUAUGAGGGAGCCGUUUGAGAAGAUAUAUGGAGAAGAAUAUUUUCGGAAACACUGGAGUUUGUGGGUGGAUGCUUGUAAGGCUUACUUCACUGACAGAGAAGCUAAUAUUUGUAUGGACGACCUAAAGAACAUCACAGCUAAGACUCUGAUUGUCCAUGGCAUGAAGGACCCACUGGUGAAGAUAGAACAUCCUGAUUACAUACACGCCAACAUCAAGGGCUCAGAGUUAUUCCUGAUGCCAGAGGGAAAACACAACCUACAUAUCCGCUACUGGAAAGAAUUCAACACACUCGUCGAAGACUUCUUGAAGAAAUAAGCUGCCAACACAUUUUCUUCUUUUUUUUUUUUUUU